This is a messenger RNA of Gryllus bimaculatus (two-spotted cricket), 2083 nucleotides long. Lineage: Eukaryota; Metazoa; Arthropoda; Insecta; Orthoptera; Gryllidae. The record is from the annotation of a GenBank genome assembly.
GGGUGUUCGUGUUCAAUUGUCGACGAAUGCUCGAGAUUUUCAAUAUGGCCGUCAAGGGAACCUGUUGGUUUUGUUGGGUUUGUAGGUUAUAACACCGUGUAAGAACGCGGUCUUGAGUGUUUCGCCUGCCGAUGGAUGUCAAUGGCCUGCCAAUUAUAGGACCGGGUGUGGAUUAUACCCAGGUACCUACUACUGAAGAUGAAUGGUUGGAGAUGGAAGGGGAAUUUUCUUCGCAAUGGGAUUUCCCAAAUUGUAUUGGUGCACUGGACGGGAAACACCAAUCUAAAUCAAGCCAUCGAACAGAAAAAAUUAAAUAUACCGAAUGCCAGGGCGACAUGAAAAUUCCAUAUAUUAUAGUUGCUGAUGAUGCAUUUUCUUUAGAAGAAAACUUAAUGAAGCCAUUCAAACACCAAACGUUAAAUGGAAUGGAACGUAUCUUUAAUUGUAGAUUAUCUCGAGCUCGACGCAUUGUUGAGAAUGCCUUUGGAAUGGCUGCUGCCCGAUUUAGGAUUUUGCGCCGAACUAUUGAACUUCCACCUGAGAAAGUUCAAUUGAUAGUGGGCACUAUUUGUGUCUUACACAAUUUUUUGCUGGCCACCUCCGGCAGAGUGUAUGCUCCGCCUGGAACGCGAGAUGUGGGAGCAAUCCAUCAGAAGAGAACGUUAGCAUUUAUUAACCAUUUUAUUUCAAACACUGUUUCUUUCCUUAAUAAAUUUGCUCGUUCAUGUGAGCAAAGAUUGGAGAAAUUUGAUUCCCGCAUUAAGAAGAUUGACGCAUCGUUGAGUGUUUUGGAAACGAAGUUGAGCUCAAUAUCAGCUCUCGAAAGUGCCCCAGCUAAAUGUGAAACGAAAAGCGCAGAGCUGUCAGAACCUGUACCAGAUGUGCAGCACGAAGCACCACCCGAGACCAAGGUUCAAGACCCAAGUUUAGUAAGAUUCUUCAGGAUGGUUCAAGUUGGAGUACCCAUUGAUGCUGUACGCAUGAAAAUGAAAGCUGAAGGUUUGGACCCAUCAUUCCUUGAUGGUCCAGACGCUGUUGCCCGUGUUUCGGAUGAAACAUCAGAUUCUGAAACAAGUUUCAGUGAAUAAAAAUAUAUUGUGAAAUAUAACUACAUAGUGUUGUGUUGCCUUAAAUAGAAAAUUCAAUUUCAGAAAAUAUGCGAUUGAAUCCCUUUCUUGUAGGAUAAAUAAUACGAUCUUAUUUUAUGAUUUGUUAAUACAACACUUCAGAGUGCUAUAGUACCACGAGGAACACCACGACGUUCAAAUGUAAUUGAACGCUAAUGUUAUAUCUCAGUGCUCAUUUCAGUUCACCACACACGAUUUUAUUCAGUUACAUCUACUCCUGGAAAUAGGUUUUGGGAAGCGCAUCCUUUGCUGAAAAUCAAUUACGUUUCCAAGUCCAUAUUGGUGAAAUAAUGUUCAAUAUCGCAGAGAGACGUUAAUAAUCAUUCCGUAGUGCCAAAAGGAAUUGUAGUUAGUCAAAUUGCAUAAAAGAGAAGUCUGUUUAGUAUAAUUCGAAACAUUAAAGAUUCUGACAUAUUCACUGUCUGAUGUUACUAGCAAGCAAAAGGUAUCAAAUAAUUUUCUAUUCAGCCAACGAUGUUUUGGAACCAUCGUUAAAGGAAAUUGAUCACAUCGACUCACGUCUCAUUUACAUUUGCUUUACGAGCAGCAAAAUAAACCAUUUUCUUUUGUUGAUACGCAUAUUACAGUUUCAAGCGUAAAAUAUGUGGUAUAUGUACCAAUUUGUCUGUGAUAGUUAGCUUGUGUAAUGAAUGCAUCUAGUAUUACUCCACAUUACUAUACUUAUUCUAGACCAUUUUGUGUUUUGCUUUAUUAUUUCUCCAAUCUAUUAGGGAAGAGGCGUCCUUAUUGUGGAAUCUUGUGAAGAAAAUUAAUAAAUCGUAAGUUCGGACCUAUUUUACAGAACAUUUUAAGCGUAAGAAGGCGGUAAUGUAUUCUAUAUACACAAUGUUAUGUAUACAAUAAAUGUGAAAUGUGUAUGUGUACGAAAGGUAAAUAAUUUGUAAAUAAAAGAAUCGCAUGUACUUCCUUCUUGGAAUAAUCAAUGGAAACAAAUA